Messenger RNA from Anopheles gambiae (African malaria mosquito), 523 nucleotides. Its product is annotated as ESX-1 secretion-associated protein EspI-like. The record is from RefSeq and is a predicted model, not a curated record. NCBI's taxonomy places the organism in Eukaryota, Metazoa, Arthropoda, Insecta, Diptera, Culicidae. The coding region runs from base 35 to 475 and encodes 146 amino acids. The transcript is spliced from 2 exons.
AAACGAGCGCAGCGCCAAAACAAACAGCGAGACGAUGAAGACUUUAUGCGUUGCAAUCAUUCUAAUGGGACACUGCAUGUCUCUGAUCCGUGCUGGAUCAUACCACUACAACAAUCAUCUAGUGCCAGCAGGACCUCCGCCACCACCACCACCGCCACCACAAUACCUUCCAAACUAUGAUGUGCUACCAACCGAAGAAUACGUCCAGCCAGUCAAAUAUCACUCCUGGGGCCACGGACCGGCAUGGACACCGAUCACCAGCUUCCCCUGGCCCGGUCCGGAGCACGAACCGCACUAUCCUCCGCAUUACCAUGCCGGCUCGGCUACACCGUGUCCGCACAAGAUGAAAAAGUACACCACAACACCGAAAACAACCACCACCACGACGACCACAACCACGCAUCGUCCGGUGGAAACGAAGAAGCCGCACCUUCUGCUGGAGAAGCUGGCAGUCACUCAUCAUAAGACGAAAUAAUGAUGAUUGUAUCGGUAAACUGCACCUGGGACGAACAAUAAAACAAAU